Molecule: messenger RNA, 4470 nt
Organism: Parnassius mnemosyne (clouded apollo)
Lineage: Eukaryota; Metazoa; Arthropoda; Insecta; Lepidoptera; Papilionidae
Source: the annotation of a GenBank genome assembly
AUGGAUCAACAGCUUCAACCCUUAAUACUGUGUAUGGAGAAUAUGAAUGGGGAAGAAGUAACACUUAGCAUAGAACCUAAUGACAAUUUCCAAACUUUCCUGGAUAAAGCGAAAUCUUUGUUAGGUUUUGAUGUAGAUCUUAGCUCCAUUACAGGCGACCAUCCCGUAUCUCUAAAUGAAAACAUUUAUCAUUAUCUGCUAAAUUUAGAACUGAACUUACAAAAUGAGCCAGAUCUAUUUGCGCAUGAUUAUAACCAGAAAUUAGAACGUAACGCAAAUGGCGGUGAUGGUUUCAUGUACGUUCUUGAUGAUGGAACACAGAUACGUGCCUCUCAAAUACACUUUGAUAACGAAGAUCCGCCUUUAGACUUAACAGCAGAAAAAAUACCAUUUGUCAAGUACUCAAAUGAUACCGAUGAGAAUGAAGACGACGAUCUAAACAUUGAAAAUACUAAAAAAAUUAAUAUUAUUGAAAGUCCAGUUACACGUUGGUCGAGUAGAAACUCUAGUCCUAAAUGCAGCUUCGUUAACAGUUUACCCUUUAGACUUGUUUGUUCGAACACGUCUAAUUUUGAAGCCCAGUUUUCAAAAUAUUUAGAAUCAAGUUCAUCAAAAACUUAUGCAACUCUAAAUCCAGUUGCCAAUAGCAAUAGGUCCCCGAGAAGUUUAAUUAAGGAAAAUUACAAAAACUAUGAUGAAAACUUUCAGACUCAGUGUCGUAAAGAUGAUUUCACAAAUUUUACACGCGAAGAAAUUCUUAAUAUGUUUAAAGACUCUCCUGUUACAUCCCUACCUUACGAAGAAAAUCAAAAUAAUAAUGAAAAAAGACGUCAUGUGCGUAAAACUGAUCCUUCUCGGUUACACAAAAAUUGGCACAAUAAGCCUUUAUCCUACAUAGAUAUAAAAACUGAAGAGAAAAAUCAGCAAAAUUGUUUUAUUUGCGGAAAGGUUGACAACACCGUGGAAAAAUCAUAUUUGUUUGAUAAUGAAGAUCAAAAGUUACACAGAUGUUCUUCGCCUAAGAAAUAUCCAACUCAACUUAAAAUUAUAUGCGACCAGUGUUUAGCUACAUAUUUUAAACCGUGUGAUAUGAAAAGUCCUACACAAUCCCUUAGAUCCAAUGAAUUUCUUGUCAUUAAAAAUAAUCAGCAGUAUAUCUUCCAAAAAGUAAAUGACUUCCAAGUUAUCCAGGAUUUGGUAGCUAUAGAUGUAGAAUCGCCCAAGGACCCUCAAGAAAAUGAUAAACUUGAAUUUGUAAAGGUUGAAAUAGGUUCUGAUGGUGAAAUAGUGACAAAAUGUAUUGAUAACGACACUAGAUCUUCCGAUGACGUUAACAUUAUAAAAGAUGAGAAAAAGGAUAGUUCUAGUGAUGUUGAAAUCAUAGAGCCCGAUGCAGAUAUAGAUGAUAACAUAAUAGAUAAUUUGGAAGAAGCUGACGAGGAUGUUAAAGAGUUUUUGGGGAUUUAUCAGUUUAACAAUAAUGAUAAACUAAAAGAAUUAAAAUGCAGAUUUUGUGACUGUAUUUUUGAAGAAAUUGACAAGGUGAUAGAACAUGGUGAAGAGCACAAACAUAAUUUGGACGAUGGAGAAGUAUUUCCAUGUCCGCUAUGCGAUUACGGUUACGCUAAUUUUAAAUGGCUCAAAGGACAUCUUAAAGCGGUUCAUGAUAAGGUGAAAGCGUCUGGAAAUAACGACGAUAACGAGCAAGCAGACCAUCCUGAAAAAUCACCGAAAUCUUCGCCAGUCGCCAAGAGAACUAGAAGUGCAAUAAAAAAGGUCGAAACUGACAACGAAAAAGAGAUCCCGGACAAGACUGCGGAGUGUACGAACAAUUUCAUCACGAAACUUGAAUCCAAUGACUCUACGCUGACUGUCAAGACUGAAGUGAAACAAGAGUGUUUGGACAGCAGCGAUGACGAGGCGAUAUGGAUCUUGCAAACUGUUGAUCAUGAGACAUCUGAUCCCCUGGAAAAUUUGUUGAAGGUUGCCACAAUGAAGAAUGAAGAUCAAAAAAGCACACUAAAGAAAAAACACAAGUGUAAUAACUGCAGCCGAAUAUUUUCUACCUCCGAAAGCUUGACCAGUCACAAGUGCCGCCGACGUGGCAGGAAGCGGAAAGACACGACCAAGGACGAUUCUGGCAUACGUGUACCAUCUGAAGAAGAUUUUUACAGGAGAGCACAAGGAAGACCUAGACAGAAGCAGCAAGCUGUUGAUAACGAUUUACUGGUAGUGAGGCCCCGCAAGAAGAGGAAUCGCGGACCGACCUCCGACCCGCAAUUCGUCACCUGCCACAACUGCAACGAGUCGUUCACGUCUAAAGUUAGACUAAAAUUUCACAUGCAAUUUCACGACACCACAAAACUCCUCACGUCUGAGGGGCAGUACGUUUGUCCAGAAUGUGAAGGCGCCCACUUCCCAACGGAGAGCGAGCUUUUUGACCACGUCCACUUCCAGCAUCACAAGCAAAAUCGCUGGCAAUGCCCUGUUAAAGACUGCGGAAAGACGUUCUUUUUGAGGGCAACGCUGACGAAGCACAGCCGCACGCACACGGACACGCGGCGCUACGUGUGCGUCACGUGCGGCAAGCGCUUCCUCGACAAGCAGACGCUCGACGAGCACGGCGUCACGCAUCUGCAAAUAAAGCCAUUCCAGUGCCACAUCUGCCUGAAGCAACUUACACGAAGGUCGAGACUACGAAUGCACAUGCGCGCUCACGAAGAGGAACUGUCGCCCAGUCUGGUGCUGGUGUGUGCGGUGUGUGCACGCGCCUUUAGGGACACGCACGACGCCGAGGAGCAUGCAGCCAAAUCGAAAGAGUGCGUGGAGCAGUUGAGUCCAGCUGUUAAGGAAGAAAAUGAAGCCACUAUCCAGCUGUCGCCGACCAGUGGUCUAGUGACACAUACUGUGGCAGUUUUCGCGAAGUUUCCUCAAGCAGACUGUGGACCAGAAGGCGAAGCGUUGUUAUCAACGCUCACCGACUUCGCGAGGAUUGUUAUCAGAGUCGUCGAAAUCGAGAAAGCCUUCCGCUGCGAGUACUGCGAGGAUGUGUUCUAUUUGGAAGACGCGCUCAACAGUCAUCGCGUGAUUCACAAGGGAGUGAAGAAUCCCUUCACUUGUCACAUCUGUAAAGUCAGUUUCGCCACAUAUUCCCGAUGCACUACCCACAAGACGACACAUGGCUUCUACAAGCGUUCCCUGGCCGAUUGCAAGAAGCAGGCAAAGUGUCCCGGUAGACCGGAAGCGGGACCGUCGGCUACUGGUAUCCUUGGAUAUGGGGGCUUUCCUGUCGUCAAACACUUUUUAUGCGAGGACUGCGGUCGUUCUUAUCUACAUUGGACUUACCUACAAGUGCACCGUCGUAUGAAGCACGCAAACGAUAACUACCUCUACAAGUGUAACCAGUGUGAGCUCACAUUUCUAAACAGUUGGAGUUUGACGUAUCAUAGAAAAAAGAUGCAUGGAAAGAUUGAACAAGAAGAUGGAGGCGCUGCAACCAAGAUCACUAGGAAUGAUUACAGAAUACCUUGCCGUGACUGUAGCGAGGUGCUGCCAAACAAAAAUGCCCUGUAUGCCCAUAGACAAAAAGAACACAGUACCAUGAGCGACGAACAAGGCUCGGAGGAUGCCGGCGGAGUUACGCAACGCGUUCGCGGCACGUCGUGCUGCAAGUGCGGACACAGCUUUACCGAGCACAGCGCGCUGCAGCGACAUCUCAAGGAAGUCCAUGGCCACGAAAGUGAGGUCCGCACUGGUCGGGCGCACCCUUGCGGAGUGUGCGGGCGCGUGUUCCGGUCCGCGUCCGUACGCAACGAGCACCUGCGCGUGCACACCGGCGAGCGGCCCUACCCGUGCGACGUGUGCGGCGUCGCGUUCCGACGGUCGACUGCGAUGCGCAACCACCGGCUCAUCCACUCGGGCGUGCGCGCGUGGGCGUGCGGCCGCUGCCCCAAGCGCUUCCGCAUCCGCUCCGACCUGCGCACGCACUUGCGCUUGAAGCAUCCCACGCACCUCAUCGUCAUCGAGGUCGGAGGUUUGAAUCCCACUCAAGAAGAGGUAAAGCAACACCUUCGAAACAACAACAUAACGCAGGACCGCAUCAUCGAGAUUACCAAAAUGUCAUUUGAGAAGGGCAGCAGCAGUAUACUGCCAACGAGCGCUCGAGCGUUGUCCCUGCUGAGUGGCGUGCCUCGCACCAACGUCACCUGCGAUGCUCCCGCACAAUCGAAUACAGAUAUGUUCCAACCAGCCCGUCGUGGCAGAGGUAUUGCUAAGAAUCCGAGGAGACCUAAAAUCCUACAAGGUUCUCAUGAUGAGGGGAACUUGGCCACGAAUUAUCCUAUAUCCAUUGACGCCAGUGGAGAGGAGUUAUCGGAGCUAAAUGUCCAGCUGCUGCUUCGUGAGAGGGCGCUGGUGAAUGGAAACCAGAUGGUGCAGCUGCAACUGGAGGAUGACAUGCUCCUGGAAUAA